This is a messenger RNA of Cotesia glomerata, 1340 nucleotides long. RefSeq lists its product as uncharacterized. The transcript has 5 exons. Lineage: Eukaryota; Metazoa; Arthropoda; Insecta; Hymenoptera; Braconidae. The record is from RefSeq and is a predicted model, not a curated record. The coding region runs from base 112 to 1209 and encodes 365 amino acids.
UACCUUGUAUGUAUUACCUUGAAAAGGAGCAGGUCAAUUUUAAAUAUAUUUUUUUACAACAUAAAAUGUUUUGAUUCAAAUCACUUGCAAUAAUUAAAAAAAAUUUACAAAAUGAGUUCUCAUGAAGAAAUUAUAAUUAGUGACGACGAUGCUGGUAUUGAGGGUGUUGAAGAUAUCAAUCAAAACCUCUCAAAAGGUUUGAGUUCUUGUUCUAAAUUUAAUUUAGAAAAUUCGAAUACGGCUUUAUUCAAUAAGUAUAUUAAUAUAAGCCAUGAAACUUUAAAAGUCAAUCGUUUAGCAAUGCAAGGUAAUCUCAUUGCUAUGCAGAAUAGUCAUUUAGCGAUGAAGAAUUUACAAGACUUGACCGAGUCUAUUUUGAAACAAAUAAAUUUUAACUCAAUUAAUUUGAAAGAUAGAGCAAAGUCUGAAGUGAGUACUUCCAAAAACGAGUCAGUAAUUGAAGAUGAAAUACCAAAUUCAUCAUCAUCAAAAACCGGAAUCAAAUUCUUGAUUAAAGAUAAUAAACGAUUGAUUGGUAAAAAAUUACCGUGUAUAGUAAAAAGGCUACCUAAAAAUUUUCAGUUACAAGCAAAAACAGAUCGGAGAUCCGAAAAGGAAUUUCAGUGUAGCCACUGUCCAUUGAAAUUCAAACUGAAUUUUAUGUUGAUUCGUCAUAUGAAAUCAUUUCAUGGGUCCGAAGAAAUAAAUGACAGCCCUGUCAUAAAAGAGCCUGAAUUUAAUUUUCCUGCAGUUCGUAAUGAUAAAAAUGAAGCUAACAAUAAGAACAAAAAAAAAAAUAAUAAUAAUAAUAAUAAUAAUAAUAAUAAUAAUGACGAUGAUGAUGAUGAUAUUUGUGUCAUUAAUGCUGAACAUAAAAAGGAUGACGUGAUUCCACCAAAUCAAUAUAAAAAAAAUGUUGAUAAAAAAUGCAGUGUGACUUUGUCUCGAAUUUCGUGUGUAAAUAAUGACAAACAACGGCAAAUAGCAAAUAAAGCUCUAUUGCUAAAAAGAAAAAUAACUCAAAAUAUGAAAAAAUCAACAGAGUCGACAGAAGGUCUAAAUUUAUUGAAUUCUUCUAUCAAUAAAAAUAUUCGCUUCCUUACUCGAGACGUAACUCAUGAAAAUUUACUCGUGAGAAAAAAUAAACACCCUAAUGUACUGGGCUAUGUUAAUACUCUAUAUGUUAACAAACCAAUGCGAUUAAAUUAAAUAUUACAUCAAAUUGAAUGAUUAUUGUUGAAACUAGUUUCAUAAUCACUACUAACUGAUAUUCAUUGGUUUCAUAAAUAAUUGUUUAAUUAUAACUCUGUUUAUUUAGAUUUAUUAAACUAAUUAUUUCA